Molecule: messenger RNA, 995 nt
Organism: Cinara cedri
Lineage: Eukaryota; Metazoa; Arthropoda; Insecta; Hemiptera; Aphididae
Source: the annotation of a GenBank genome assembly
AUGGCUGAUGAUUUAAUUCAUGCCAUUUUGAAUGAUGGAAUUAUUAACUACUCAUAUGAAAACAAAUUUGAAUCAAAAAAUAAAAGACCAUGUCCCUUAUUGAAUUUAACGAUAGCUGACAGAAAAUCAACUCGAAAAUUUCAAUUCGUGUGGUAUUCAAAAUAUAAAUGGAUUACUGGUAGUCAGGUAAGAAAUAAACCAUAUUGUUUUUAUUGCCUAUUAUUAAGAGGAGAUAAAACUUGGAGCCACGAAGUUAUGUCAAAUAUGAAAAAUUUCAAACGAAAAGCAAUCAAACAUGCUAUUUCUGAAAGGCAUCUUAUUUAUCAGGAACAAUUUCAGUUACUUGGUAAAAAUAUAAUUGAUCGUGCACUAUCGGAAGGUCGACAUAAAAUAUAAUGAACACGUUGGCAUUAACCGUCGCUCGAUUAAUUCAUGUUGUGUGUUAUUUGAGGAAACAAUAGUUGGCUUUCUGGGGAUACGAUGAACGAAUAAGCUCAUCAAGUAAGGGUAAUUAUUUAGAGCUAUUAAAAUUAUUAUCGUAAGAAGAACAAAUACUCAAAGAACAUUUUUUGUCUAACUCUUUAUUUAAAGGAACGUCUAUUGAUGUUCAAAAUGAUUUAAUUGCUUGUAUUACAGAUGUUGUAAAUACUAAAAUAAGGAAUGAUUUAAAAAGUGCAAAGUUUGUGUCUAUACAAGCCGAUGUAACCACCCAUGUAUCGUAUAAAUCACAAAUGAGUAUUAUUUUAAGAUACGUCGUUGACAAGAAUAUUGAAGAGAGAUUUAUAGGUUUUUUUGACGUAUCAAAAGAUAAAAGUGCUGUUGGGCUCUCAAAUAUUUUAUUGGCAGAAAUAACCAAUUGGAAUAUAAACGAUAAAAUUAUCUGUCAGACUUAUGAUGGAGUGGCCGUCAUGGCUGGAAAACAAAAUGGUGUCCAAGCCAUUAUAAAAAAAUCUAUCCAAAAGCCAUAUUUAUUCACUGCUAUGCCCAUCAACUGA